Molecule: messenger RNA, 1705 nt
Organism: Gastrolobium bilobum
Lineage: Eukaryota; Viridiplantae; Streptophyta; Magnoliopsida; Fabales; Fabaceae
Exons: 9
Coding region: 382-1560 (392 amino acids)
Source: RefSeq, a predicted model, not a curated record
GCCUCUCUCCCUCACGGUAGCCUUCGUCAUCUCUCUCUUGCCCAGACAUCACCUCCGCUUGUCGGCCAGCCACUGUGUCGCCGCACCACCUCGCAAGCAAGCCGCCACCAUCAGUGCCCUGUUCGCGUGCGCAGCCGUUAAGCAUUGACUCUCUCCCUCACAUUUUAGGUCGCCCUCUAGCCACUUCACCACCUCCGCCUGUCCACCAGCCACUACGCCGCACCACCUCGCGAGCAAGCCACCACCGUCAGAGCCCUGUUCCCGUGCGUCAUCUUCGUCAGCCUUGUUCGUUUGUCUCUGUUCUCUGUUCCCUGUUCGCUUGCGCCAUCUUCGUCAGCCACCACCAUCUCCUGUGCGCACCGUCAGCUUGGGAGGGACUCAAUGGGUACUGAAGUCGAAACGAUUGAGGCAAGGAUAACAUCUAUGUUUGGCCAGCUCCAAUAUGAGUGUGGCAUCCUACAAAGAAUGAUAUAUAAGAACAAGAAUCAGCAUCGGCGUUGUUCCUAUUUCCAGCGUAUUUUAAAGGUGGGAAGGGAUUUAAGGCUUCUGCAAUCGGCAAAUUUGGAGGAGCUUGUAUCAUCAUGUUUACUUGUUAUCAAAGGUGAUAGACCAAAACAGAAGGUUCAUCUUUUAGAAAGCUUAAAAAGGAGGAAAUGCAAUAAUGAAAAGCAUAAUUUUAUGGAGCGUCUCUUAGGAGCUGCACGCUUACUAGCAGAGAUGGUUGAACCAAUACUGAAGGCUGCAACUGAGGUAUCUGUAUUGUUUGCUCAGUCUUUUUUUAUGGGAUUUUCUCUGACACUUAUGGCUUUGCUUGCGCGUCUUCGAGUUUUGGUUCAACAAAUAUUGCUUGAUGUUGUUUCAGUGUUCAACAUGGUUUCUUCCCUCUCUAAAGAGAAGCAAUCAAUAAGAAUAACUCAUCAGGGAAUUGAGGUUUUCAGAGAGUUAUACCCAGUUAGGGAUGAUUUUAUUAUAUUAGAGUGUGUAUGGAAAUCAGAUAAGUUUAUAUUACUUGAGAAAAAGCAUAAGAGGGAGAAUGAAAGUCAAGGUGAGGACUCUGGUGGAAAUCUCUCAGUCCAAGCAUCAGAUGUCAACUACAACAGUAUUGAGUCUAUUCUUGGGGAUGACCAGCUUGAACCGGAGAGAGUUGAAGCAGAUGCUGCUGUCAAAGAUUCCUGUCAUGCCAAAGAUAUGAAUACCGAUUUGCUUACUGGCUCGUUGCAGAUUGAUGAUGGUAAGCAGACUGUAUGUAGUGAGGAAGGAAGAGAAAAUCAAAGCACCAUAAAAGCCUCUUUAAAGGAAUCUUCACCGGAGGGUGGCUUGCAUGUAUUAUCACGAUGCUCUACCGACGAUAAACUUCAUUCUGCUUCGAAAAAGAUGGCAUUUGUCUCGAUCAAGAAUCGUACAUCAGCGCCACCCAGUGCUCCAAGUAUUUAUGGGUUAACUACCAAUCUAAAGGCAUUCCAUUUCAUAAACAAUGAAAGUGAUCAAACAAAGGAUGACAAGGGGGAUUCACUUGCUAAUUUAUUUGCUGAUGUAAAUGCAAAGGAGAGUCUUUUUUAAACACUGAUGUUUCUGAAUGCAAGCAUAUUGGAAAUGUCUGGAUUCUUUCAAUUGCAUUAAUCUGACUUGAACGGUUGGAGUAGGUAUUGUAGUUAAAUUUUUUGUGGUGAGUAGGUAUUGUUAUGACCAAUUAAAGUUGAUAUUA